Amblyraja radiata (thorny skate) is the source of this 2308-nucleotide messenger RNA. Its product is annotated as elongation factor 1-alpha 1-like. The record is from RefSeq and is a predicted model, not a curated record. NCBI's taxonomy places the organism in Eukaryota, Metazoa, Chordata, Chondrichthyes, Rajiformes, Rajidae. Gene Ontology annotation, biological process: translational elongation. Gene Ontology annotation, molecular function: translation elongation factor activity; GTP binding; GTPase activity. The transcript has 8 exons. The coding region runs from base 661 to 2046 and encodes 461 amino acids.
AGUCUCCGAGUCAACCAAAGGGAGGUUUGCGGCUGUAUCCAAACGGUAACUAUUUCAGAAAUGGCCGUCGGCCUUGCCAAACUGGGCAGAUUUGCCCGACGGGAUGGGGCCCGGGCCUUGGCGCCGGUUAUUUUGUAACCUUAGUGUGGUGGGAGUUUUUUUUGUUUUUUUUUAAUAAACUUGGUAGAUGUUGACUGGAAAGCAGUUUCCGUCAUUGGAAUCGAGCAGGUAGAAUCCAAUCCAAUUGAAUUGACUACAUAUAACAGGCCACCCGGACGGUUUGUGGAACCUGACCGUCACCGGCGACCUGGCGACAGAUAUUUCUGUCAAGGAUUUUCCUCAUCUCAGAUCCGCGAUGGCGGCUUUUUGUUUCCCCACCCCCUCCCCCUCCCCCUCCCCUCUCAUGAGCGAGUGGAGUAAAGAUAUUAAAAACUACCCACCGGAUCAGUACGAUGGGAGAGGCAUUUUUUGUCCCUUUCUCGGUCGGAAGGCGGCCGUGUGAGGGAGGAGUGGCGCUCGCGCUGGCGCCGGCGUCGAAGGCCGCUUUUGUUGGCGGAGAAUCAUGGGCGUGCGGCUCUCGGCGGCACACAAUCCGUUGUCAUCCGAUCCUUAUACUUCGCCAUCCGGUGACAUCGACUGGCACUCAUUCUAACGUUAAAAAUGGGCAAGGAAAAGAUACACAUCAACAUUGUUGUCAUCGGUCAUGUCGAUUCUGGCAAAUCUACAACCACUGGUCAUCUCAUCUACAAAUGUGGUGGCAUUGAUAAGAGGGUCAUUGAGAAAUUUGAAAAGGAAGCUGCUGAGAUGGGGAAAGGAUCCUUCAAAUAUGCCUGGGUGUUGGAUAAACUGAAAGCUGAACGUGAGCGUGGAAUUACCAUUGACAUCUCUCUUUGGAAGUUUGAAACCGCAAAGUACUAUAUCACCAUCAUUGAUGCUCCAGGACACAGGGACUUUAUCAAGAACAUGAUUACCGGCACCUCGCAGGCUGACUGUGCAGUGCUGGUAGUUGCGGCUGGUGUGGGUGAGUUUGAAGCUGGUAUCUCAAAGAACGGUCAGACAAGGGAACAUGCCCUUCUUGCCUACACUUUGGGUGUCAAGCAGCUCAUUAUUGGUGUUAACAAGAUGGACUCCACUGAACCCCCAUACAGUCGUGAUCGAUUCGAAGAAAUCAAGAAGGAAGUCACCCAAUACAUUAAGAAGAUUGGCUACAAUCCAGCAACAGUAGCAUUUGUUCCCAUCUCUGGUUGGAAUGGAGACAAUAUGCUGGAACCCAGUGCAAAUAUGAGUUGGUUCCAAAGUUGGAUGAUUACUAGGAAGACCGAGACAAUCACUGGUGUCACCUUGCUCCAAGCUCUGGAUGGUAUUUCGCCCCCAGAACGCCCAACAAACAAAGCUCUUCGCCUCCCCCUCCAGGAUGUCUACAAAAUUGGUGGUAUUGGCACAGUACCAGUGGGUCGGGUUGAGACUGGUAUUCUGAAAUCUGGAAUGUUGGUGCAGUUUGCUCCCAAUGGACUCGUAACUGAAGUAAAAUCUGUGGAAAUGCACCAUGAAGCCCUGCCUGAAGCUCUUCCUGGUGACAAUGUUGGUUUCAACAUCAAGAAUGUUUCUGUUAAGGAUAUCCGCCGGGGCUAUGUUGCUGGUGACAACAAAAAUGAUCCUCCAGUGGAAGCUGAUCAUUUUAUUGCACAGGUCAUUAUCUUGAACCACCCUGGUCAGAUUUCGGCUGGCUAUUCCCCAGUACUUGAUUGUCAUACUGCUCACAUCGCCUGUAAGUUUAGUGAACUAAAGGAGAAGAUUGAUCGUCGAUCUGGCAAGAAGAUUGAAGAUUCCCCCAAAAUUAUAAAGUCUGGAGAUGCAGCUAUUGUCACCUUGACUCCAACUAAGCCCAUGUGUGUGGAGAGCUUUUCUGAAUAUCCACCUCUUGGUCGCUUUGCUGUCCGUGACAUGAGACAGACGGUGGCUGUAGGUGUGAUCAAGGCAGUUACUAAGAAAGAACUUACUGUAAAAGCCACCAAGGCUGCCAGUAAAAUAAUAAACAAGAAGUGAAUAUCACCACCAGCCACCAAGAUCCAGCAAACCCUGAGACAGACACCACCAAAAUGUUUAUUCAUUACCAGCCAAAUAUGUGUAUUAAUGAGAUACUGGAUAUUGAUCAAGAUGCAUCGAAAGAAAUUCAGAAGGAAAGGAUAGGAAUGAUGGAUUCUAAAUGUAGAUUCCAAAGCUAUCAGUGUAAUUGUAAAUGUCCUUUCACUAAUUAGGAGCUAUUUUGGUUGUGUAAUGAUUUAAAACUAAUAAAUACCCAAAACCA